AUGCUCCGCCAACCUCGCCACCCACCAACUCACGCUACCACGGUCACGCAACCACCACCGCCGUCUCACCGUGACCCACUGACGAAGACCGACGAAACCGGUAGGAAACACCCCGAGCCGAGGGGGGCCUGGACAGCAGCCACGCGGGAGGACGCCACCUCCACCGCCAGCUGCGGUGACGGACCGGAUGCAAGAACGAGGAGCAAACCAGGCCCCUUCGGCCCGGCCGAGCCCGACGGGCUCGUGAAGCUCCCGUGGCCGCACUGCAGUCCACGCGCCGCCGUCGUAGCCACACUCAGCGGAGAGUCUCCACCAGCCGCCGGGAGCAGACCUAGGAUGCCGGAUCCGGCCCGCCCAAGCCUAGAUGGGGCCCGAGCAGGCCCGGAUCCGGGUCGGAACCGCGCCGCCCGCGCCGCUGCUGACCUCCAUGCCGCCCCGCCGCCAAGAGGCUGCGCCGACGCCGCCACGUCACCCCGGCGCCGCCGCCUCCCGGCAGGAGCGCAGCAGCCGCCGGAACCUUGCCCACCGAGGUGCACCGUCGCCAGCUCCGGGAGAUCCCGCGUCUCCCGCCUCGCGCGCGGGUAG
Lolium perenne is the source of this 585-nucleotide messenger RNA. The record is from RefSeq and is a predicted model, not a curated record. Lineage: Eukaryota; Viridiplantae; Streptophyta; Magnoliopsida; Poales; Poaceae.